CCCUCCUCUCUCCGCUUUAUGUCACGGGAUUAUGCUUAAUAACCCCGACGGUCGUGAUUCAAAAUGCCUGCGAGAUUGACUUCAGCCUUCAACCCCUCCGCUGCCUUGCGCAAUUGCCAACUCGCCGCACGACUGGCAUUUUCGACCGAGGCCAACACCGGGCCUUUGAUUCGGGUAACAGACCUGCCCGCGCCCAGCUCGGGUCACAUCCGCAUCCUUGAGCUCAACCGCCCAGCAGCCCGCAAUGCCAUCUCACGCGCACUGCUGUCAUCCCUACGUGACAAGAUCGACGCCAUCCACGCGCAGUACGACGCCGCAACAGGCGAGGAGCUUCCGACGCCCUCAUGGAACAAGAGAUUCGGUGGCAUUGCAGGCGACGACCAGAAGGGCCCAACGCGCGCCCUGAUCCUGGCCUCGGCAGUUGACACGUCCUUUUGCGCGGGCGCAGAUCUCAAAGAGCGCAAGACCUUUACUCAGGACGAGACCGCCGCGUUCCUCCUCAACCUCCGCACAACCUUCACCGCCCUCUCAACCCUCCCGAUUCCCACAAUUUCAGCCAUCUCCUCCCUCGCUCUCGGCGGAGGCCUUGAGCUGGCGCUAGCCACCCACUUCCGCGUGCUCUCGUCCAACGCUGUCGUCGGGCUGCCGGAAACCCGGCUGGGCAUUAUCCCCGGCGCAGGCGGCACCUACCGGUUGCCCGCAUUGAUCGGCAUCCCGCGCGCUCGGGACCUCAUACUCACGGGCCGGCGCGUGUCGGCGCCCGAGGCAUAUUUCUUGGGGAUUGCGGACAGGUUGGUCGAGGUUGCGCCCGAGAGCGAAGAACAAGCGAAAGAGUGGGAGGCGAUGGAGGACAAGGAGCGGGAGAAGAUGGUGCUGGACCUGGCGAGGCGGUCAGCGCUGAGCGAGGCGAUCAGGUUGGCAAGUGAGAUCUGCGAGGGUGGGCCUGUGGCGGUCAGGGCGGCGAUUAAGGCGGUCGAGGAGCCGAGAGAGACGGUGGAGAAUAGCAUGUAUGAGCGAGUGGUCAGGACAGAGGAUCGGGACGAGGCGCUGAAGGCGUUUGCGGAGAAGAGGAAACCUGUUUUUAAGGGGCGGUAAUGAUCGAGUUGGUAGGGGAUAUCAGUAAUUGAGGGAUUCAGGCGUCAGGUCCCGUCGGCUUGGAGUGACGGUGGAAGUGGGAAGAAUCUUCUGAAUGCGCCACUCCCCCGCGUAGCAACCCUCCCUUGGGCUUUGCAGCCGGCUACCUCUCUUCGACCGGCGAAGAGGGUUAGCCGGUGAGCUCUUGCUGGUCGUUUCUGCUGCACCAAGUCUCCUUCAUUUUUCCGUUUGGU
Messenger RNA from Parathielavia appendiculata, 1328 nucleotides. Its product is annotated as ClpP/crotonase. NCBI's taxonomy places the organism in Eukaryota, Fungi, Ascomycota, Sordariomycetes, Sordariales, Chaetomiaceae. Gene Ontology annotation, biological process: fatty acid beta-oxidation. Gene Ontology annotation, cellular component: mitochondrion. The record is from RefSeq and is a predicted model, not a curated record. The transcript has 2 exons. Bases 64 to 1095 code for a protein of 343 amino acids.